Messenger RNA from Lineus longissimus, 637 nucleotides. Its product is annotated as small ribosomal subunit protein bS16m-like. The record is from RefSeq and is a predicted model, not a curated record. NCBI's taxonomy places the organism in Eukaryota, Metazoa, Nemertea, Pilidiophora, Heteronemertea, Lineidae. The transcript has 3 exons. Bases 119 to 505 code for a protein of 128 amino acids. Gene Ontology annotation, biological process: mitochondrial translation. Gene Ontology annotation, cellular component: ribosome; mitochondrial small ribosomal subunit. Gene Ontology annotation, molecular function: structural constituent of ribosome.
UCACAACACAUGUCUUGAUUUUCCAAAAUUCUUAUAACUUUUGCAUCUAAUUUGUCCUUUUCAGAAUAUAUUUGCCGUUUAUAUCAGUUUAGACAGACUGGCCUACCGUAAUUGAAAUAUGGUAAACCUCCGCCCUAUAUACCGAGGACUAAGAAUUCGAAUUGCAAGACAUGGAUGUGCCAACAGACCUUUCUACCAUGUAGUAUGCAUGGAUAGGCAUCGUGCAAGAGAUUCCCGCAUUCAUGAACAACUUGGAACAUAUGAUACUCUCCCCAACAAAAAUUCUGAAAUUCUGGUCUCCCUCAAUUUUGAACGUAUACGAUAUUGGUUGGGAAGAGGUGCUAUUCCAUCAAAACCAGUCAAAGAAUUAUUUGGUUUGGCUGGCUUCUUCCCAAUCCACCCAAUGACUUUUAUAAAGGCAAAACGUAAUCGAUCAGAAGAGGAAAAAGUUCAACAGUUGGAAUCUUGGAAAACUGAGAAAGAAAAAAGUGAAGACAACAACUGAACACUGUGAGAGACUUUUGGAAUAUAUGUGACUUCUGUUGAAAGUGACUGUGGCAGCAAUGCCAACACUUGAAAAGAAAAAUGACAUAAAAGCUUGUUUUUGUGUAAAAUUUUGUAAAUAAAAAUGUUUAUU